Falco peregrinus (peregrine falcon) is the source of this 2367-nucleotide messenger RNA. RefSeq names its product biotin-dependent 3-methylcrotonyl-coenzyme A carboxylase beta1 subunit-like. NCBI's taxonomy places the organism in Eukaryota, Metazoa, Chordata, Aves, Falconiformes, Falconidae. The transcript is spliced from 11 exons. Gene Ontology annotation, molecular function: methylcrotonoyl-CoA carboxylase activity. The record is from RefSeq and is a predicted model, not a curated record. Gene Ontology annotation, cellular component: methylcrotonoyl-CoA carboxylase complex; mitochondrion. Gene Ontology annotation, biological process: L-leucine catabolic process. The coding region runs from base 294 to 2153 and encodes 619 amino acids.
CGCGCAGGCCGAGCCCGGAGAACCCCGCCGGGGGGCCGCCGCUCCGCGCUGAGGGACGCCUGGGCCCGCCUCCUGCAGGCCCCGCUGCCGGCAGCUCCCGUGCCCCGAGCCCUGCUCGGCCUCAGGCCGGGGCUGCCCUCCGGGGGCGGGCGGGAACCGGCGGCCUCCCCUCCCCUCCCCUCCCAGCCUGAGGCGGGUGUGCCGUCUGCUUGGCCUAGCCCGCCCGGUGCACCUAAGUUCCAUUAUUUUGGUGGGGGUUUUUUUGUGGGUUGUUUUUUUUUUUUUUUCGAUAAAUGAUGUUUCUUCUCCUUUCGGUCCUUAGGGUCAUGUGGAACAGGACCACCGUGUGCUCCCGCGGCAGGCUGGCCCCCAGCACCUCCUGCCCACUGCUGCCCAGCACCCUGCACCGUGUGUUCCACAGGGAGCGCCAGGACCUGUGCCAUGGCAGGGGGCCGGUGAGCCCCCUGUGCCGUGGCCAUGGCCCAGUGAGCCCCCUGUGCCAUAGCGAGGGGCCAGCGAGCCCCCUGUGCCAUGGCCAGGGCCCAGGGAGGGCACCAGCCGCCCUGCCCUGCCGUUCGCUGAGCAGCAGAGCCAGGUCCCAGCAGGCUGCAAAGCGUUACCCGCUCUUGGAUGGACGGAUCCGGUCCGUGUUCCGGCAUGUGUUUGAAGAAAAUUUAAGAAACAGUGAGGCUGUGAUUAAAAGAUACUCAGAGUUGCUAGAGAUGCUCAGUAAAGGAGGGGGAGAAAAUGCGAUCUUGCGUCAUACUCAGCGAAACAAGAAGCUGUUUGUUCGUGAACGCCUGAAGUUGCUACUUGAUGAUGAGUCUUUUCUUGAGCUGUCUCCGCUGGCAGGCCUCAAUAUGCCAUAUGGUGACAUCCCUGCUGCUGGGUGCCUUACUGGAAUUGGCAAAAUCUGUGGGGUCUGGUGUGUCUUCAUGGCAAAUGAUGCAACUGUAAAAGGAGGCACUAUUUAUCCGAUUGGAGUGAAGAAACAAUUAAGAGCCCAAGAAAUAGCCAUGCAGAACAGGCUGUUAUCCGUGUACCUUGUUGACAGUGGGGGAGCAUUCCUGCCACUACAGUCAGAGCUGUUUCCUGACAAGUUGCACGGUGGCAGAGUUUUCUACAAUGAAGCAAUCAUGUCUGCCAUGAGAAUCCCUCAGGUGGCAGUGGUGUGCGGCUCCUGUGUAGCUGGAGGGGCCUAUGUUCCAACCAUGGCAGAAGAAGCUGUGAUUAUCGAUAAAAUCGGUACGCUCUUCCUUGCUGGUCCACCUCUGGUAAAAGCUGCUACAGGAGAAUAUGUCUCUCCCGAGGACCUAGGAGGAGCCAAACUUCACACUGAAGUCAGUGGCUGUAGUGAUCAUUUUGCGUCUUCAGAAAAGGAAGCCUAUGAAUGUAUUCGAAAUGUUAUCUCUACAUUAAAUUAUGAUCCGCUGCCAGAGGAGAUCACAGAGCAUGACAAUCCUCUGUAUAGUCCUGAUGAGCUCUUGGGGCUGGCACCGCGAGAUUAUAGGUGUACUCUUCCUGUGAAACUGAUUCUGAGCCGUCUGAUGGAUGGAAGCAGAUUCCAGGAAUUUAAGGCUAAUUAUGGAACAACAUUAGUGACAGGAUUUGGCCACGUGGAAGGGCACUUGGUGGGGAUUGUAGCUAACAACGGGGAGCUGUCUCAUGAUGCUUCUCUCAAGGGUAGCCAUUUUGUACAGCUGUGCAGCCAGCGGAGCAUUCCAAUCCUCUUUUUCCAAAAUACUGCCCCGCCUACAGCAGAGCCAACCAGCAUCUCACAGGCAGAGGCUCACUCCAACAGAUUAAAAGCCCAGGCCUCCAUGAUGGCUGCUGUUGCUUGUUCUGCUGUUCCCAAAAUAACCGUUGUCAUUGGCGGCUGUUAUGGGAGCGAAAGUUACGUGAUGUGUGGGAGAUCGUUCAGUCCAAACUUUCUGUUCUUGUGGCCUAAUGCAAGAGUUGCUCUUAUGGAUUCAAGACAUUUCUCCACAGUCCCACAAGCUGGGGACAGUGACUGUACAGGAGAUGAAUCAGAGCUAAAACAUCUGAAGAAAAAGAUCUUCCUAAGGAAACACAAACGUUUGACUGACUUAAAAAAACAAGCAACCCCCCCUGAAACCAUACAACCCCAAAUCAAGAUAUUCUGCUGUAUGUGAAACUGGCCAUCACCUGAAUGUGGAAGAUGGUCUGCACUGCAGAACGAUCGGAACUGUUAUGUAUCAUUUGCUGGAUUCUAACAGAUUUUAACAGUAGUACUGCACAUUUACUUGAGAUUGAAGUAUAUUCCUUUUUCAUCUAUGAUUUUGUUUUACUGGCCUGAUGUUUUUUAUUACAUUUUUGUGCUUUUAAGCUUGUUUAAUUCUCUGCCUU